AAUGCCUCAUGGGACUUCAAGUUUGGCAACAGCUGGAGGGCCGCCAGUUUGACACCUUUGUUGUGUAACUACAAGUCCCUUCAUGCCUCUGCCUUUGGGAGUCAUGCUUGUAUCUGUCAAUCUUGCAAUGCCUCAUGGGACUUGUAGUUUGGCAACAGCUGGAGGGCCGCCAGUUUGACACCUCUGUUGCCAAACUACAAGUCCCAUGAGGCAUUGCAAGACUGACAGUUACAAGCAUGACUCCCAAAGGCAGAGGCAUGAUGGGACUUAUAGUUUCGCAACAGCUGGAGGGCCGCCAGUUUGACACCCCUGGUCUAA
This is a messenger RNA of Staurois parvus, 318 nucleotides long. The record is from the annotation of a GenBank genome assembly. Lineage: Eukaryota; Metazoa; Chordata; Amphibia; Anura; Ranidae.